AUGACAGAAAGAAAGUAUUACGCAGUUGUUGAGUUUGAAGAUGGUUUGCAAGUGAUACCUGAUAAUUGGUUGAAUGAAGAUUUAACAAAGGCUGUUUGGCCAACCUUCACAAAUAAUAAACGAUAUUACAAGGCUGUAAAAUUUAUGGAAGAACCAUUAUCUACUUGGUUAGAGCAUCCAAUCUGUAAAAUAUAUGGAAAGUUUUUAAAUUAUGCAGUAGCAAGGAAAAAAUUAAAAGAAGCUGAAGCGUUAUCUGAUAUAAAUUCUGAUACUGAUAGAAAUGAAUCUUUAAAAAAAUCUAGAAAAGUCAGAGCUGCUAAAAUUUUUGAUAAAGAUACGAGUAGCGAUGAACAAUCGGAUUCUUCACUUAUUUCGGAACUCCCAAAAGUCCCUGAAAAACGUGCAAUAACUGCAUUGAAAAAUAACUGUAUUGAAAAACAAACAUGUACUACUAAAACAAAAAAUGCAACAUUUUCACAAACAGAUGUACAAAAUGACACUGAAGAUUUACUUUAUGCAUCAGACACAGAACAAUCAUUUACAAAGGAUUUUGAAUCCGCUAACUUUACUGAAACAGCAAGUAUGCCAAUCCAACAAGCAAAGCUUGAUUCGAGUUUCAAUUGUAAUCAAGAUUAAACAAUUGACUCGUGUUACAUGUAAAGAUAUAAAGACUUCGUGUACACAUUUGAUGAGAAAAAUUUUUUCCAACGAUUUGGCAGUACAUUACAGCUGGUAUGGGGCAAAAAAAAAA
Messenger RNA from Camponotus floridanus (Florida carpenter ant), 751 nucleotides. RefSeq lists its product as uncharacterized. The record is from RefSeq and is a predicted model, not a curated record. The coding region runs from base 1 to 636 and encodes 211 amino acids. The transcript has 4 exons. Lineage: Eukaryota; Metazoa; Arthropoda; Insecta; Hymenoptera; Formicidae.